AAAAGGGAGGGAACAAUUAGCUUGGAUUCGACAAUGAUGAUGGAAGUUAUUAUUGUUGUAGUAAAUCGAGGUUGUUGUUUAACUGUUGCUCCUCUUUGUUGAUAUAAAUCUGCGCAUUCAAUGUAAUCAUCUUCAUCAUCAUUUCUCUUCUUAUUUUUUUUUCUUCUUUUCCUCUGGCACAAAAGUGAUUCCAACAAAAUGAUGAUGAUGAUUUAACCCUUGGAAAAAAAAAUUCGUUUUAGUUGUGUAAAAGUUUCACUUUCCAACUAAAUCAGAUUCCAUUAGUUGUUUCAUCUCCUCGGUGGUUUCAUGUUGCCAUCAAAUUUUCACCUUCCCUUUGGUGUAUUAGUUACUUAUUAACAAUAAUAAUCUGCAACUUUUUACAAUUAACUUUGUGUACCAUUUGAUUAUCGUUUUGUUUUAUCAUUUACCAUAUUCAUCUUAAUCAUCAUAUCCAGUAAUUGUUUGUCUGUUUCAACCAAUCAAACUGUAUAAAAACUGAUCAGCAGAAAAGUGAAUUGUUUAACCAUUAAAUUAGUGAUUAUUUGAUUAAUGCCAAGAGAGAGAGAGAGAGGACAAAAAAACAAUCACCAAUUUGAUCCAUUAAAUUUACCAGAAAUUUUGGUUAAUCAUCUUCGUAUAUAAAUUAAGUUAAUCUUUCAAGAGAUUUAAUAGAUUCAUCAAAAUAUCACUUAUGAAAUCUCUUCGUAUCUUGGCCCUUGGAGCUAAAUCCGUUGGUAAAUCAGCAAUUGUUGUCCGGUUUCUAACUAAACGUUACAUAGGCGAGUACCAGACUGAUUGUGAUAUUCUCUAUAGACAAGUUGUUAAUUGUGAUGACAUUCCAACAAAUAUUGAGAUUCUAGACUUUUCAAGAAAUUAUCAGGAGGAGAAACUAUUGAAAUAUGAUGACCUUAAAGAUCAAAUAAUUUGGGCUCAAGCAUAUGUAAUAGUGUACGAUAUAUGUGAUGAAAGGAGUUUCAUAAGAGCUCAACAUUAUGUUAAAUUGAUUAGUAAAAUUCGUGGUUUAACAAGCUUCCAAGCUCCAAUUGUGCUUUUAGGAAAUAAACGGGAUCUUGAAAUUGGCCGUAAGGUUAAUCUAGAAGAGGGUCGGAGUAUAGCCUACAAAUUUGGGACACAAUUUUAUGAGGUAUCUGCUGCUGAAAAUUAUGUCGGUGUUACCACGGCUUUCAAUGGAUUAAUCAAAGAGGCGAGGUCAUUUUAUGAGCACUUCAAUGGGUCCACCACAGUAACAUACCAGCCUGGUCAGGCAAUCAAAAAGUUGAGCUUAAACUCAGUGACCCGAGCCUUUGGUGCAGUUUUUGGGAAAAAUAGCCCUGGGGCAUCACAGUAUUACACAAUAAUUAGGGAUGGACGGGUCAGUUUACCAGGUGAAACACCAUCAGCUGAUGAUAAACACCGAAGGUCAAACAGUAUAUCACAAUCAAAUAAUAACAACCAUAACAACAACAAUAAUAGUCAACCGAAUAUAAUCAAUUCUUGUAAACAAAAGAAAGAGACAAUUCUGGAAACUGCUCAUAAACGCAGUCCACCAAUAGCAUCAUUAUAAUUGUCGACAAUUUAACACCGUCACCAUCAACAAUUAACUCGGAAAUCAUGAUUACCUUUUAACUAAUCAACUGAUUGUUUUUAUUACUACAAUUUUCACCCGAUUAUCCCGAAACAUUGAGAUAAUCACAAUCAUCUGUAAAUAGGAAAUAUUUUUUUCCCCAAAUCAAGAUUGAUGUAUGACAUUUAAUUGUUACAAUUAAUCAACGUAAUGAUUUUUUUUUGUAAAAUUCACAAUUGUUAAAUUCUGUUGAUUAAGAAAAAAAUGUAAUUUUCUCAUUUUCCUAUUUCUAUUAUGAUUAUUAUCAUUAUUAUUAAUUGUACAACUUUAUUAAUUAUGUUAAAUUGACAUUUCUUACAAUCUCAAAGUUGAUCUCAUCUCUAAAUUGUAAAAAUAAUAUAUAUAAAUUGAUUAAAAUCUAAUUUAAUACAAUCA
This is a messenger RNA of Panonychus citri (citrus red mite), 2002 nucleotides long. Its product is annotated as ras-related and estrogen-regulated growth inhibitor-like protein. The coding region runs from base 695 to 1567 and encodes 290 amino acids. The record is from RefSeq and is a predicted model, not a curated record. The transcript is spliced from 5 exons. NCBI's taxonomy places the organism in Eukaryota, Metazoa, Arthropoda, Arachnida, Trombidiformes, Tetranychidae. Gene Ontology annotation, molecular function: GTP binding; GTPase activity.